AUGGUCGACUUCGCAGACAUCUCAGAGGAUGCUCUCAGAACAUACAACAACUCAAAGCACGUUGACGCUUCUGCCGUGUGGUUGCAGUUCGCCGUUAUGACCUCGGUGUCCCUCAUCGUCGUACUCCUAUUCUCCCUUCUCCGACCGCGCAACAAGGUUGUUUAUGCCCCCAAAGCUAAACAGUCUCUCGACGCUGUCAAACACCUCCCAAAACUCAAUGACAGCUUGUUUAGCUGGGUGAAGCCCAUGUUCUCCAUGAAGGAAUCUCAAUUGGUUGACAAGAUUGGUCUCGAUGCAGUCACCUUUAUUAGAUUCCUGCGCUUGCUCUGCGAAGUAUUCGGCUGUAUCGUUGUUAUCUGUUGCGGCGCGCUGAUCCCUAUCAAUACCGUCUACAAUUAUAAAUACAUCGAUGAAGCUGAUAGAACUUGGCUAGACGCUACCACUAUCAUCGCAGUUAGUGGUCGUGUACUCUGGGCUCACUGCGCUGCUGCUUACUUUAUUGUUGCUGUCGUUCUCUGGAGAAUCUGGGUACAUACACGCGAAAUGGUUACUUUGCGUAAGGAGUGGUUUAGAUCUGAAGAGUACCAAACAAGCCUCUAUGCCAGAACCCUCCUCAUUCAAAAUCUACCGAAGAAACUCAUGUCUGAUCGCGGUCUCCUCUCUAUUCUCAAGAGUGACCCUAAUGCUCUCAACUCCAGGAAAAAUAAACGCUCGAUUGAAGUUCCGUAUGAAUUCAGCUCUACGCAUGUUUCAAGAAGGGUUGGGAAAUUACCUACAUUUAUAGAAAAACACAACAAUGCCGUCAAGAAACUCGAGCAGACUCUCACUACAUACUUUAAGAAAGGCACCAUUGCGAACAGACCACGUCCUCUUCAUAGAGUUGGUGGUUUUCUUUGUUUCGGUGGAAAACAGGUUGAUGCUAUCACGUACUACACUGAUAAAAUAAAGCGUUACGAAACUCAAAUUGAAGCUACAAGAGAUAACCACGAAUUCAAAAAAGCUGAAAACUUUGGCUUUGCUUCGCUGGUCUCCAUUCCAGCUGCACACGUUGUCGCUCAGAAGUGCAGAAACAAACACCCAAACGGCACAAACAUUGAACUCGCACCUAAUCCAAGAGAUAUUAUAUGGAGCAAUCUUACCAACCCUCCAUCAGGGAUUACCAAGAUGUGGGGAUGGCUCUUUUUGGCUUUCGUUUGCUUCCUCAACACUAUCCCACUCGUUUUCAUAUCCUUCCUCGCAAACAUAUCUGCAACAGCUGUUUACUUUGAGGGCUUGAGAGAUUGGCAGAGUAAGUCACCAUGGACGUUCUCAGUUAUGGCUGGUAUUUUACCGCCUAUAGUGGCCGGUAUUUUCGCAUACUACUUACCAAUCAUUAUUAGAAAGUUGACGCAGUAUAAGGGUGCAGCAACAGAAUCUAGAUUAGACAGAGCUGUUAUAGCACGCUUAUUUGCUUUCUUGAUCAUCUCUCAAUUGUUCAUCUUCACUCUGAUCGGUGUUGCAUUCCGUCUUAUCAGCAGUAUUGUGUCACAUGCGCACGACCAGAACAGCCUUUCGGAGAUAACGGCGACUUUAAAGUCACUUCCUUCAGAUAUAGAGAGCGCCUAUGUCAGUCAGGCGUCAUUCUGGCUCAAGUGGUUCCCAAUGAGAGGUUUUUUGGUAUUCUUCGAUCUCGCUCAACUCACCAAUCUCAUCUUUAUCUUUAUCCGUACGCAUGUGUUUGGUAGAACACCGAGAGAUAUCAAAGAAUGGACUAGUCCACCUCCAUUCGAAUAUGCAGUUUACUACGCCUCAAUGCUUUUCAUGGCUAGUGUUGCAAUGAUUUAUGCUCCAAUUGCACCUCUUGUCGCUGCAGCUGCGUUUAUUAUAUUCCUGAUUAGCGCAUUUGUUCAAAAAUAUCAACUAAUGUACGUUUUCGUGACGGGGGUUGAAACAGGCGGAAGAAUAUGGAAUGUCAUUAUGAACAGAAUGCUCUUCUCGCUAAUAGCGAUGCAACUCAUUGUUCUUCUAUCGCUUGGCCUCAAGAUGGGUUGGGGUUAUGGAAAGUGGGCAGCGGCGAUCCCACCAAUUAUUGCCGUUAUCGUAUUCAAGUACAUGCUCAACAGGAAGUUCUCAAAGCAGUUCUAUUACUACUUACCAGGCAGUGUAGAGGCGGCGACGAGCAAAGUGCACAACCAGAACGCGGACGUGAAUAGAGGGAGACUUGCGAAACGAUUUGGUCAUGCAGCCCUUCAUGCUGAUCUGUUUACUAUACAAGUUCACGAUAAACAUGUUCAUCUUCUUGAACAAGUGCUACCAGAGUUCACGCACAAAUCGAACAACUUCAAGGAGGAGAUCGUAUCGGAUGGACUUAAAUUCGAGGCUGUUACAGAGGAACAGCUGGAGGAGCUGCCGAUUAGAGAUCGCGGAGAGAUGGAUUGGGAUUUCAGAUCACUUAAUUCGGCAGUUGCUGGAAACAACAUUGAUAGAACGGGUGCGGGUACACCUGGGAGUAUGUAUAGUUACUAUCAGUCGACAGGACCGACUUUAGCAUUUAAUAAAGGUGGAAUGCCUUCAAUUUUAGAAUCUAAGGACACAUUGGCUGAGCAAGCACAUAAUAAUGACUUUGGCAUUUCGACUGGAUCGCUGCACAAGGUAGAUGAAAGUUAUGAAAGACCGCUACUGGAUAGCAUGAGGAAUAAUCAAGGGGUUUAUUCGCCUGUGAACUUGAACGAUGAAGAAGACGAAGCGACGCCAACGGUGAAUACAUUCAGCAGACCAAUAAACGCCUUUGACAGACCAAUGCCACAGCGGAUGGAUAGCUUUGAGUCAGAAUUGAGUGAGGCGUCGGUCAAUUCGGCAACUGACUCGCGUACGCACUUAACAGUAGUGAAUGAAUCCCCUGCACCUGCAUACAGUGAAUAUCCACCAAGGCAUUAA
Molecule: messenger RNA, 2916 nt
Organism: Wallemia ichthyophaga EXF-994
Lineage: Eukaryota; Fungi; Basidiomycota; Wallemiomycetes; Wallemiales; Wallemiaceae
Exons: 2
Coding region: 1-2916 (971 amino acids)
Cellular component (GO): plasma membrane
Molecular function (GO): calcium-activated cation channel activity
Source: RefSeq, a predicted model, not a curated record